Messenger RNA from Dicrocoelium dendriticum, 6095 nucleotides. The record is from the annotation of a GenBank genome assembly. Lineage: Eukaryota; Metazoa; Platyhelminthes; Trematoda; Plagiorchiida; Dicrocoeliidae.
GUAGUCCCCGUUUGUUGACUGCGAAUACUGUUGUCCUUUAUACUUCUUGCUUCACAGCAGUUGACAUGCCGCGCAUAAAUAUCAAAGGGGGUGUUUGGAGAAAUACGGAGGAUGAAAUCCUUAAGGCUGCGGUGAUGAAAUAUGGGAAAAAUCAGUGGGCCCGAAUCGCUUCUCUGCUGCAUCGUAAAGCAGCCAAGCAGUGCAAAGCCAGGUGGUAUGAGUGGUUAGACCCAAGUGUCAAAAAGACAGAGUGGAGUCGUGAAGAAGAUGAAAAGCUCCUGCAUCUUUCCAAACUCAUGCCAACCCAAUGGCGUACCAUCGCACCGAUUGUUGGUCGAACUGCAAAUCAGUGUUUGGAGCGAUAUGAAUACCUUCUGGACAAAGCACAAAACAGAGAAGGCUUGUCAGCAGAGGAAGACCCGAAACGGCUGCGUCCCGGAGAAAUUGAUCCUAAUCCGGAAACAAAGCCUGCCAGACCUGACCCCAUUGAUAUGGACGAAGAUGAACUUGAAAUGCUAUCCGAAGCACGGGCAAGAUUAGCCAACACACAGGGAAAAAAAGCGAAACGGAAGGCUCGUGAACGUCAGUUGGAAAUCGCCCGGCGCAUGGCGAUGAUGCAAAAACGGCGCGAACUUCGUGCUGCUGGAUUGGGGUCUUACCUCGGUUUAAUGCCUAAAACCAAGCCUUUUAUGGAUUACAAUUCAGAAAUCCCGUUUGAAAAGCAACCUCCCAAGGGCUUUCACGACACCAGCACAGAGAAGCCGGACCCUAAGUUGAUGGAUUUUCAACGUUUACGACUUUCGGACGUUGAGAAAGAGUCCUACAUGGAGCGGGAGAAGCGUGAGCGCAAAAAGGAUGCGGAGCGACAAACGAAACGUCUACAGGAUGAUUUACCGGGUGCUCUACUUCAUCGCGGUAGUGCUUUGGAUGAGCCCGUGCUCAAGCGGUCGAAGCUGGUUCUUCCGGAACCUCAGAUUUCGGAUCUGGAACUGGAAAAUCUUGUGAAGGUCGGACAAGCGGGUGAAAAUGCCGUUCGUAUGGCCAUAGAAGAUUCCGGAUACGACGCUGGUUCCGCAACCCACCCACUUCUUCCGGAUUGUCCCAGUUCAGGAGUAUUCGCAACACCUGCUCUGAUAGCAGCACAACGAACGCCUGCCUCCGCCAUUGAUUCUAUCUCCCGUGAGGCACACAACAUUCUUGCUCUACAGCAAGUGCAGACUCCACUGAAAGGCGGAGAGAACGUCCAACUUAUUGGCGAGUCCGAUUUCAGCGGGGUUACCCCGAGUACCGCCAAUGUCAUGGUCACUCCCAACACGUUGCUGCCAAAUCAGCUGGGACUGACUCCAUUCCGCACUCCAGGAUCGCUGGCAGGUGGUACACCAAUUCUGAAUGGCACUCCACAGUUAGACAAUGUAACUGGCCGCAGUGGACCUGGUCAGCCCACUCCGUUACGCGAUCGCCUAAAUAUAAACGCUGGGGAGAUCAAUAAUCUGGAUGCAGAUGACUUGAUCUCUGCGAAGUCGGCCAACAACUUGAUUGCAAAGACCAAUCUUCGUAAAAGCCUAGCCAGUCUCCCGCUUCCCAAAAACAAUUUUGAAAUUUUCGUCCCCGAUGAAUCGGAGUCAGGUGGCCAGCAGACUAGUGUUGAUAUGGACGAAGAUCAAGUAAGUUUGGAGCUUGGCGGAACUGCCGCUCGGGUUGCUGAUCAGGCGGAUUUGGACCGACUGCGAGAGAAGGAACGCGCUGCCGCCGCUGAAGCCGCCUGGUCCAAACGUAGUCAAGUGGUGCGCCGUUCUCUCCCACGACCAUCGGAUAUCAACCAUACAGUGCUACGUACUUUUCCGGCAUCACAAACUCCACAGCAGGAAUCAUCAAUGACGGACUUGCAAAGGGCAGAAGAGAUGAUCAAGCUGGAGAUGGUCACCAUGAUGCAUUUCGACAAUCUUCAUGAUCCUCCGCCAAAUUUGCUAGCCGAAGCGGCGAGCAAAACCUCCGCUGGUGGAGGGACAUCUACCAUCCAACAAAAGCGGUUCCUGCAACAGAUCAAAUCGGGGCACGAAUCGUAUCUAAAGGAAAACCCUUAUGAGGAGUUCGAUCCAGAAAACCUGAAGGCAGCUGAACAACUGCUUAACAGUGAAAUGGCUGUUGUACGUACUGGCAUGAAUCACGGUGAUUUGUCGGCUGAAGCUUACGCCAAGGUAUGGCACGAAUGUUUGUCCCAGGUGCUCUAUCUACCUGCGCACCGGCGUUACACACGUGCCAACCUGGUCUCUAAGCGUGAUCGCAUAGAAUCGUAUGAAAAACAGUUGGAUCAACUGCGUCAUCUGAUGGCUGAAGAGGCGAAGCGUGCGGCAAAAGUGGAAAAGAAAUUGCGUGUGCUUCUCGGUGGAUAUCAAGUGAGUCGUGUUAUUUCUCUCUCUCUCUCUCUCUCUCUCUCUGUGUGUGUGUGUGUGUGUGUGUGUGUGCACUUUCUGCGCAUGGCCCAUACCCAUCUCCGAGUUAUGGAAUCAUUUGGUAAUCACCUGCGCACAGAUCAAUAAGCGAUAGGGACGUGGACACUUGCUGGCAAUCGUCGGUGCUUUUUAAGUGGUGUGACCAUGUUCUGACUCGAACCCAUGAUACUCAUCGACACACACAUACGCUCCCACAUCCUUAUCUGAUAAUCUUUGUCGAUUCACUUGAAGCGCCCGUUGUAUUCAUGAUAUUGGAUCCUUCCCUUUCUCUGAUCUUCCGCUGAAGCUGUCAAUCUCAGCGUGUUGCGGCACCAACUACCGAAUCAGUACAAGUAGUGUGAAACUAAACCGGUAUUUGUUAGUCGGGGCCAGGAACAACAGGUAAGUCGACGGCCGGAAUUAGAAAUAUAGUUCUGCUCCGACACGUCACAUGACUGCCUUGUGUUCCGGAGAUGACUUGACACCACGGCCAUACGCUGUUGGCCCAAAUCAUUUUCUCAACCAACUAAUAAGCUGUGUCAAACACUGCUCGCGGAGUUCAAUGGCAUAGUGAUCAUGGCGACAGCCGCCAAACACUAUGCGCCGAGUUCCACUCCCGGCUCGGCUAGUCCGUACCUGUUGAGUUUAAACGAGGACGGAACCGUCGGUCGUGGAGUAUAGGGAUGGGAGAGAGCCACAUCGAAACUCUCCAGUAUGCUUUCUUAUUUACUGCCUGGAUUACGGUACGCAAGCUUAAUUCCAUCACCAGAAUCGCAUUUGAAACAAGCAAUCCGAGGUGUUGCUUGCUGACAACACGAUCGAUUUAAUACUGAUUCGAUGUACUCAUGAUUUGUUGAGGCCACCGACGGAAGCUUUUACGCUUAAGCCAUAGAGUCUCAGACGAUGCUUGUAACAACGAUUUUGACUCAUUUUCAGUUUGUCACCUAGCCUCCGUAAUUGUUCAACUGCUUUAGCACGGGGAAUUUCCAACUUCAUAUUCUCAUGGAAGAGCGCCAAUUUUACUUUCUGUGUUAAGUUUGUGAAACAACUCUUGUGUGCUCCACUUUCACACUAUCGUGUUUACUGGACACUUCUUGUUGCGAAUGGAGCAUCAUUUUAUCAUGGGUUUCGUCUAUUUCAUCCAGUGAUUUCACUCCACAGCUGGUUCAGCGGCUACGCAUCAUUCUGACCAGAGGUAUUCUCAAUGACAGAAACUUUUCACCGUCGUUUUGAACAGCACAGUGGUUAGCAUUUGCCCAAUGCAUUUCACCCUAGUGAGAUUUUUGAAUCUUGUAUCGUUAUGUCAGUACUCAGCCUUCCCAGACUUGGCACCCCUCUGCAUUCUAUUAGGUGAACUAAAUGUUCGGUAUACAAUGAGCUGCUACGCAUUAUCUUGAUCGCGCCAUCGCUUCUGAUCAAGUGAGCGAUAUCCAUUCCGGCUGCACUCUGCCGCCCAACAUGUAUGCACCUGACCAGACUUCACUACCGUAAAGUCAUGAAGAACUUUGCUUUCCUGCACCAGAUGGAUCAUUUCCUCUUGAUGAAUCAGUGUCCCUUUUCCCACCUGGUCUCACCUUUUCGAACUAAUAACACAAUUUUCGCACCUUAGAUUGCUAUAUUCUCAAACGCGUUUCAUUAGUUAAUCGCGUCAUUCCAAGCACUUUAUGUCUUAUUGUCACAUUUUUGUCACUCUGUUACUAACAUUGCGGUUACAAUGAUCUGCUUCCGCCCGCUGCCUGCACAUUACGAACCUGGUCGUGAGUUAUAUCUUGUACAUUAUUCAACCCUUUAGAACCACGGUUACCAAAUCUUCCGCUCAGGCUGUGCAUCUAGUUCAGGUUUAUAACCCGAAUUAGCAUUAUUUAUGUACAUUUCUUGCGACGUAAUUAGAUUUAGCGUAGUUCUGUCGUUACAAGUGCGAUCUGGACGAAGUGUAACAUUUACGAAAGGGCUUGCUCACACUUGGCAUGGCGUUGCGGUUCAUGUAUGUCUGACUUGCAGCCCCCGCCCCCAUUUUUACUCCCUGAGCAUUAAUAUCUCAGCCUGCAUUCAAUCGUUCGAUGUUGAACGGUAAAAACACACUAGCACAAGCUGCUCAUGCACUCUUUGGCUGCCCCCUCCUUAUCCGAUUUCCUCUGCUUGUGCCACUUCUUGUCUCUCAUUAAUGGCACACUGAAAUGAGCAACGCCCGGCUACCUCCGUCCUUUCCUCUAGACCGAAUGUAUAGAUCAAACCUCAUACAAAAUGGGCAAAUGACGUUUGAUCAGUCAGCUUCAUGUUAGCUGGUGACUCUACACAUUGGACCGUUGAAUGCGACAUCUCAGGGGUUUGCACAACUGAUCCGACCUCUAAACAUUAACAAACACACAAAACGUAGGCUCCAGGCGGCGAAAUAAACGGAUCUACACCCGGUACCGGGAAACUGAUCAAGGCAAAAUCAACUGGGCUGGAGUGAAUCAAACCCAAUCGAACACAAAUCCAUUCGUACCCGUGGUGCAACUGAACUAUCUUUUGUCACAACCCACCCUGUGAUGUAACAAACAGGUGUUGAUUCUAGUGCUAACUCUGUGUACAAUGUAUCUUUUAUCAUGUUAGAAACGUAUUAGGUUUGUUGGCAACCAUACCUCCUUAUUUAUCCCCCUUCAAGUUUCAUCUGUAAGUCUAUGUACCAACCAUUUUUACAAUGCUAACUGGAUCCACCACCAUUCACUGCACAAAUCUCGUUGAGCAGACUGAACUGGACUGCUUGCGUUUCUGGCUCCGAUCUACCGACCGUUUAUACGGCUAGGUAUACAUUACUCUUCAUUGUGCACAAAUCUGAAACUGAUCACAUCUACACGUCAUUCCCAUUUCUGAGUGAGAGUUUGCCUUGUCGAAUUCACCCUGUUUGCCAUUUCCACUGGCCUUAUUUUCAGUCACGUGCGCAGACGCUGAUGAAAGCGAUCCAGGAGAGUGUGGAUCAAAUCGAGCAGAGCCAAAUGGAGCUGACCACUUACGAACGACUACACGAACAAGAGUCGGGCGCAAUAGUUCGUCGCCUAGAGACACUGGAAAUGGAUGUUCAGCGCCAGCAGAAACGAAACGCUGAUCUUCAGCGCGAAUACGGCCGAUUGAUCCGCUUGCGUGAAGAGCGAGAGGCUGAUCUGUUUCUAGCACAGACAAUGGGUAUCACGCCUGCGGAGCAAACAGCCUCUCAGCGCAACGAGCCCGCACCUUCUAUUCAGUUUGACCAAGGUGUUGCGCAGCCUUCGGAAACGGCUUCGGAUGAAUCGAACGGCAAACAGCCGACAGAAAAUUGGGAAUCCAAAUUGACCAACUCUACAUUAUUUCCCUCUUCUGGUGUGCCAGAUCUAAACAUAGAAUCGAAUUUGGCACCAUUGAUGCAAACCUCGUAGUAUCAUCCAUUGAGUCAACACUAAAUCCUCAGUCAUCGUCUUCGAGUUUCUCCUCUGCUCCACCUUCCCUACUCUGUAUAAAGCCAUAUGGAAUGUGUAACACGUGCAUGCGGUCGCCGUUGUGCUUGGGGGUGGAGCAUCCAACCACCUGAAUCUUCGCUUGUGCGUUACCGUUUCACCACAGUGACGGAAGCCACCGGCUUCCUCUUGAUCCGAUUUUGUGAGCUGAUUUGUCUCUAAAAUAAAGUGCACUCGCUUGUCUGCUUUU